AUGUCGACCGGCCCAGCCACAGAUGCCGAGUGGGCGGCGCUGAUUUCCACCCUGAAGGAACAAAUCCCUGAACGCCCAUUGUUCCAGGCGCCGAUUCCAUUAAACAUUCCGCAAUUGAUCGACCACACGCUCCUCUCAGUCCCCGCCGAGCCCGGCCAGAUCGACCAGCUCUGCGCCGAAGCCAAAGAACACAACUUCGCCUCGGUCUGCGUCCGCUUGGACCAUGUUGCCCGCGCAACUGCUAACCUAGAGGGCGCACCGGGGACCGUCGUUGCGUGUGUGGUAGGAUUCCCCGAGGGGGCGUUCGAUAGCAGUGCGAAGGUCCGCGAGGCGCAGGAGGCGGUCGAGCGCGGGGCGAGCGAGCUGGAUAUGGUGAUCAAUUAUCCUCUGUUGAAAGAGGGGAGGUACCAAGCUGUGUAUAAUGAUAUUGUUGCCGUGCGCCAAGCUGCGCCCGCCCCGGUAAAGCUCAAGGCCAUUGUGGAGACCUCCCAGCUUGAUCGGGAUCAGCUCAUUGCCGCUACUGUGCUCGUGUGCAAGGCCGGGGCGGACUUUGUGAAGACGAGCACGGGAUUCCGAGGCGCGGGCGCAGAUCCGGAGAGUGUCACGACGAUGCGCAUGGUUGCCGACGUGUGUGGCAGCACCUGCAAGGUCAAAGCGAGUGGGGGGAUUCGGUCUGCGAGUGACUUCCUUCGAAUGGUGAAGGCGGGUGCGAUGCGCAUUGGAACUAGCUCCGGGGUCAAGAUCAUGAAGGAGGUGGAUGAGGGGAGGCUCUUAGAGUAA
This is a messenger RNA of Penicillium chermesinum, 780 nucleotides long. RefSeq names its product 2-deoxyribose-5-phosphate aldolase. The coding region runs from base 1 to 780 and encodes 259 amino acids. Gene Ontology annotation, molecular function: deoxyribose-phosphate aldolase activity. The transcript has a single exon. Gene Ontology annotation, cellular component: cytoplasm. Lineage: Eukaryota; Fungi; Ascomycota; Eurotiomycetes; Eurotiales; Aspergillaceae. The record is from RefSeq and is a predicted model, not a curated record. Gene Ontology annotation, biological process: carbohydrate catabolic process; deoxyribonucleotide catabolic process.